Molecule: messenger RNA, 3549 nt
Organism: Dermatophagoides pteronyssinus (European house dust mite)
Lineage: Eukaryota; Metazoa; Arthropoda; Arachnida; Sarcoptiformes; Pyroglyphidae
Gene: SERCA
Product: ATPase sarcoplasmic/endoplasmic reticulum Ca2+ transporting SERCA
Biological process (GO): calcium ion transport
Cellular component (GO): membrane
Molecular function (GO): ATP hydrolysis activity; ATP binding; P-type calcium transporter activity
Source: RefSeq, a predicted model, not a curated record
CUUGAUGGAUGUUUGUUUGUUUGUUUGUUUCUGGUUGUGUGUGUUUGAUGGUGUAGAAAAUAAAUCCAGUCUAUGUUUGAAUGUUUGAAUCGAUCGGAUGAUUUUUGUGUGUUCAACAGCAAAGUUAUCUUUUUUCUUUUCUUGGUUUUCUUUCUUCGAAAGCGACAUCAUUGAUGAUGAUCCAUCAUCUUUGAUUGAUUGAUUGAUUUGAUUGGAUUCGAUUCGAUUCAUCAAAACAAAAAAAAACAAAACAUUCGAAUUCGACAUAUUUUCACCCAAAUAGACCCGGUGCUGUGCAACAAGUGGUCUGAGAUCGAUACAAUCGAUCCAGAAUCGAACAAAAAAAACAUCGAUAGUGGUACGUCAUUUGUGUGUGUGUGUUCCGACAAAAAAAACCGGAAAUCUUCACUUUACUUACGAACAACCAGAAUAAUAGAAUCUGGGGAAAAAAAUCUCUUCAGUUUUAAAGAUCUAGGAAUAAUAUUUGUAAAUUAUAUUUAAUCAAUUAUGGAAUUGUCUCAUACAAAAACAUCACAAGAGGUACUUGAUUAUUUCGGUACCGAUAGAGAACGUGGCCUUUCACUUUCACAAGUGAAAGAAUAUCAAGAAAAAUAUGGCCCUAAUGAACUACCGGCUGAAGAAGGAAAAUCCAUUUGGCAGCUUGUAUUGGAACAAUUUGAUGAUUUAUUGGUGAAAAUAUUGUUACUUGCAGCAAUUAUUUCAUUUAUAUUAGCAUUUUUUGAAGAAGAUGAAGAUACGAUAACGGCAUUUGUUGAACCAUUUGUUAUAUUAUUAAUUUUGAUUGCAAAUGCUGUUGUUGGUGUUUGGCAAGAACGUAAUGCUGAAGAUGCAAUUGAAGCAUUAAAAGAAUAUGAACCUGAAAUGGGUAAAGUUAUUCGUUCGGAUAAACAAGGUGUACAAAAAAUUCGAGCCAAAGAAAUUGUACCAGGUGAUCUAGUAGAAAUUUCUGUUGGUGAUAAAGUACCUGCUGAUAUUCGUUUGAUUAAAAUCUUUUCAACAACAUUACGUGUUGAUCAAUCUAUAUUGACCGGUGAAUCUGUUUCGGUUAUUAAACAUACUGAUAUGAUACCGGAUCCACGUGCUGUUAAUCAGGAUAAGAAAAAUAUCUGUUUUUCUGGUACAAAUAUUGCUGCUGGUAAAGCAUUAGGUAUUGUUAUUGCUACCGGUUUGGAUACAGCUAUUGGUAAAAUUCGUACCGAAAUGGCCGAAACAGAAGAAGUAAAAACACCAUUACAACAAAAAUUAGAUGAAUUUGGUGAACAAUUAUCAAAAGUUAUUUCGGUUAUUUGUGUUGCUGUUUGGGCAAUCAAUAUUGGUCAUUUUAAUGAUCCAGCACAUGGUGGUUCAUGGAUUAAAGGUGCAAUUUAUUAUUUUAAAAUUGCUGUUGCAUUAGCUGUUGCUGCUAUACCGGAAGGUUUACCUGCUGUUAUUACAACUUGUUUAGCAUUGGGUACACGUCGUAUGGCUAAAAAAAAUGCUAUCGUUCGUUCAUUACCAUCAGUUGAAACACUUGGUUGUACAUCGGUUAUUUGUUCAGAUAAAACUGGUACAUUAACAACAAAUCAAAUGUCUGUUUCAAGAUUUUUCCUAAUUAAAAAUGCUGAUGGUAAUAAUCCAGAAUUGGAUGAAUUUGAAGUAACUGGUUCAACAUAUGAACCAAUUGGUGAAGUAUUUCAACGUGGACAACGUAUUAAAUGUUCAGAUUUUGAAGCAAUGUUUGAAAUGGCAACCAUUUGUGUAAUGUGUAAUGAUUCAAGUGUUGAUUUUAAUGAAUAUAAACAACAAUUUGAAAAAGUUGGUGAAGCAACCGAAACAGCAUUAGUUGUUUUAGCUGAAAAAAUGAAUCCAUGGGAAUUUGAAAAACGUGGCCUUUCACGUCGUGAUGCAGCAUUAGUUGUUAAUCAUAAUGUUAAACGUAUGUGGAAUAAAGAAUAUACAUUGGAAUUUUCACGUGAUCGUAAAUCAAUGAGCUCAUAUUGCAUUCCAAAAGCUAAUACAAAAUUGGGUAAUGAUCCGAAAAUGUUUGUAAAAGGUGCACCUGAAGGUAUAUUAGAUCGUUGUACACAUGUACGAAUUGGUGAUCGUAAAGUACCAAUGACAGCAUCAAUAAAGAAUAAAAUUCUUGAUACAACACGAACAUAUGGUACUGGUCGUGAUACAUUACGUUGCCUUGGUCUUGCCACUAUUGAUCAUCCACCUAAACCAGAAAUGAUGGAUUUAGCUGAUUCAUCCAAAUUUGCCCAAUAUGAACAACAAAUGACAUUAGUUGGUGUUGUUGGUAUGUUAGAUCCACCACGUCAUGAAGUAUUGGAUGCUAUUCAACAAUGUCGAUUAGCCGGUAUUCGUGUUAUUGUUAUAACUGGUGAUAAUAAAGCUACAGCUGAAGCUAUUUGUCGUCGUAUUGGUGUAUUUACUGAAGAUGAAGAUACUACUGGUAAAUCAUAUUCCGGUCGAGAAUUUGAUGAUCUUUCUGUUAGCGAACAACGUGCUGCUUGUCGUCGUGCACGUUUAUUUUCCCGAGUAGAACCAGCACAUAAAAGUAAAAUUGUUGAAUAUUUACAAGCUGAUGGUGAAAUUUCUGCUAUGACUGGUGAUGGUGUUAAUGAUGCACCUGCAUUGAAAAAAGCUGAAAUCGGUAUUGCUAUGGGUUCGGGUACGGCUGUUGCUAAAUCAGCAGCCGAAAUGGUAUUGGCUGAUGAUAAUUUUUCAUCAAUCGUAUCGGCUGUUGAAGAAGGUCGUGCUAUCUAUAAUAAUAUGAAACAAUUUAUUCGUUACCUCAUUUCAUCGAACAUCGGUGAAGUUGUCAGUAUUUUCUUGACUGCUGCUCUUGGCCUUCCUGAAGCAUUGAUUCCUGUACAAUUAUUAUGGGUUAAUUUAGUUACGGAUGGUUUACCUGCAACUGCAUUAGGUUUUAAUCCACCUGAUUUAGAUAUUAUGGAACGACCACCACGUAAAGCAAAUGAAUCAUUAAUUACCGGAUGGUUAUUUUUCCGUUAUAUGGCUGUUGGUUCAUAUGUUGGUUUUGCAACGGUCGGUGCCGCUGCAUGGUGGUAUAUGGUUGCACCGGAUGGUCCACAUCUAACCUAUUAUCAAUUAUCACAUCAUCUUCAAUGUAUUACUGAUCCGGAUAAUUUCCGUGGUGUUGAUUGUAAUAUUUUCCAUGAUCCACAUCCAAUGACAAUGGCAUUAUCAGUAUUGGUCACCAUUGAAAUGUUUAAUGCUCUUAAUAGUUUGUCUGAAAAUCAAUCAUUGUUCGCUAUGCCACCAUGGACAAAUGUAUGGCUUAUUGCUGCAAUUACUUUAUCGAUGACAUUACACUUUGUUGUUUUGUAUGUAGACAUUCUUUCGGUUGUCUUUUCAUUAUGUCCAUUGACGGUAUUGGAAUGGUGGGCAGUAUUGAAAAUAUCGUUUCCAGUUAUUCUAUUGGAUGAAGUUCUUAAAUAUGUUGCUCGUAAUUUUGUUGAUGUUACUGCAAACAUGGACACGGGAUCGAAGAAACGAAAAUAAAUAACCAGAACAAACAAAAAA